AUGUCGCCCACGCGCGUGGUGGCGACGUCGCGCGUCAAGUUCGCAGAGCAGGCGACGCCGUUAUCGGCGCCGUCUAGGUCGUCGUCGCAGCAAUGUGCGUUGGAACGACCACUGGUGCUAGCAGGAAUGGCCCACGCGCACGCGCUCGCGCACGUGCACUCCAAUUCUCUCCGCGCGCUGGAGGAGCCGACGGCGGAGAUGGACAUUCUCGUGCGCGAGUGCCCCCUGCCUCAACCGCAGGUGACGGCGUGGGGACCGACCGCAGCAGCUGCCGCAUACUUCAACCACGGUACCGUCAACUUGAACGGCGGAGAAGGCGCGCGCCUGAGCCUACACCCGCCGCAGCCACUAGCGGCGCUGAAGCGCGCGACGAGCGGCGCCGUGACGCAAGUGCGCGCGGCGGCGGCGAGCGCGGCGGGGCGCUGGUCGGCGACGGUGGCGGGUGUGGCGGCGCGCGCGCAGGUGAAGGUCAAGCUGCGCCUGAGCCCCGCCGCCAGCCGUCUGCUCAGCGGCGCCGUCGCGGGCGGUGUGUCGAGAACAGCGGUGGCGCCACUCGAGACGGUGCGCACGCACAUGAUGUGCGCGGACGCGGGGAGCGUGGCGGCGAACGGCAGCAUGACGCGCGUGUUCAAGUGGGUGGUGGAGAAGGAAGGGUGGGCGGGGCUGUUCCGCGGCAACGCCAUCAACGUGCUGCGCGUCGCGCCCAGCAAGGCCAUCGAGAUGUUCACCUACGAAACAGUUAAGCGUGCGCUCACGCCCACGCCAGGCCUCCCCGCGCCGCUACCCUUCCCCCUUCCGCUGCCCAUCUCCUCUAUAGCGGGCUCCUCUGCGGGUAUAGCGUCCACAGUGCUCAUGUACCCGCUAGAGCUUGUCAAGACGCGCCUCACAGUCAGCCCGCACCUCUACCGCGGCUUCUUACAUGCUUUCCACCGCAUAGCGCGUGAGGAGGGCGUGGGGGCGCUGUACCGCGGGCUGGCGCCGAGUGUGAUGGGCGUGAUUCCUUACUCGGGGGCGAAUUUCUUUGCGUACGAUGCGCUGUGCACGGCGUAUAGAAAGGCGGCCAAGGUGAAGCAGAUUGACCCGUUGACCACGCUGCUUAUUGGCUCCACUGCUGGGUGCUUUGCUGCUGCCUCCACGUUUCCACUGGAAGUCACCAGGAAGCAGCUACAAAUGGGUGCCACAGGUGGCAGAAUGGCAUACCGGGGCAUGCUGCACUGCAUGCGGUGCAUCGUGAGGGAGCACGGGGUGAAGGGGCUAUACAGGGGGGUGGUUCCGUCGUGUGUUAAGAUGAUGCCAGCUGCUGGCAUCUCCUUCAUGUGCUACGAGGUGCUCAAGCGCAUGCUCAUCGAGGAAGAGAGGGCGGCAUAA
Closterium sp. NIES-65 is the source of this 1368-nucleotide messenger RNA. The record is from the annotation of a GenBank genome assembly. NCBI's taxonomy places the organism in Eukaryota, Viridiplantae, Streptophyta, Zygnematophyceae, Desmidiales, Closteriaceae.